AUGCCCUUCAACGCCACCUUCGACUGGGUCCCCCGCGGCCUGACCUUCACCCCCACCACCCUGGACCCCGACCUACACAUCCACUCCGGCGGCCCCAACGACCCCGACACCACCACCAUUCCCUCCCGCUACCGCAUCCAAACCAUAACUCCCAACCCCUCUUACCUCACACCUGCCCUCUGGAUCGAGAGCAUGAUAAACAUCCUCUCCCAACCCUCCAAAUCGCUCAUCCUUCUCGAAUCCCGCAACAGCCCACAGGAACCCGGCUUCGCCGCGCCCGAAGACGUCAUACAAUCUACCAUAAAGGCCCUGAAUCUCAAAGAAGAGCAGACAGAGAGAGUCAUCGGCAAGACCGGAUCACUAACCGAUUACUUCUUCUCUGAAUCACCAUCAUCAGAUUCAAGCAUCGAGCUUGCCUUCCGCUGGACGUCCAUAUCUGGUUGUUAUGUCAUUUUCAUGGGGCGGUUUAUCCCGAAAGUGGCACUAGGGUGGGAAAGGAAGGAGGCGAAUAGAAUGGUGGGGAUUGUUUCGUAUAGGGGGCUUUUCCCCAUCUCUGCCGGGAAAGGUGAGGACGAGAAGAAGAAGGAGAAGAAGGAGAAGAAGAAUGUGAUUAUGGAUUCCGAUUUGGGAGUGGCGCUGGGUAAGCAUGCUGAACAGCUUGGAGAAAACCCAAUGAGUGUGUUCACUGUGCUUCUUCAGCUGUGUGAGAGCCAUUUGGAUGAGGAGAUACAUGAGCUGGGGGUAAGGAUUGAGGGAACACCAAUGGAGGAUUUCGCACAGGUUGUAAAGGAGAUGGCGCCGGAGAUUUGUAUGUUGAGGAAGGCAUGUAAUGAUUUGCUGGCUAUUUGUGGCGGGUGUCUGUCUGCGAUCAAGAUCUGGAGUCAGAAUGUGAAGAUGACUGGUACGCAGAUGUGCGCGGAGGGAUUGCGGAGGGAUGUCGAGGGGAUAAAAGCGUUAAUUGAACUGCGCUUGGAGAAGUUGAAUUAUGUUGAUGGGGUUUGUAGCCGUAUGAUGAUGGGCGGGGAUUCAGGGAGGCGAACCAGGUUCAUGGAGUGUUGA
Molecule: messenger RNA, 1059 nt
Organism: Neurospora tetrasperma FGSC 2508
Lineage: Eukaryota; Fungi; Ascomycota; Sordariomycetes; Sordariales; Sordariaceae
Exons: 1
Coding region: 1-1059 (352 amino acids)
Source: RefSeq, a predicted model, not a curated record